AUGGUCGUCACAGUUCCCACUGCCUCCCUCGAGGGCCAGGUUGCCCUCAUCACCGGCGCCGGUCGCGGUAUCGGACGAGGCUGCGCCAUCGAGCUCGGCAAGCGCGGCGCCUCAGUCAUCGUAAACUACGUAUCAUCAGAAGGCCCCGCCAACGAAGUAUGCGAGAUCAUCCGAGGCUUCAAUAACGGCGCCAAAGCCGUCGCCAUCAAGGCCGAUGUGAGCAAAGUAUCCGAGAUCCACCGGCUAUUCGAGGAAGGAAAGCAGGCCUUUGGCAAGAUCAACAUUGUCAUGAGCAACUCCGGCACCGAGAGCUGGGACAAGACCGAGGAGAUUAGCGAGGAGAAGUACGACCAUGUUUUCAACCUGAACACGCGAGCGCAGUUCUUCGUUGGCCAGACGGCCUAUAAGUACAUUGAGGACAACGGCCGUAUCAUCCUCAUGAGCUCGAUUGCUGCUGGUCUUCUCGGUGUCAAGGACCACGCUCUGUACAACGCUUCCAAGAUGGCAGUCAUUGGAUUCAUCAAGGCUUUCGCUACCGACUUUGGAAAGCGUGGUGUCACUGUCAACGGUGUUGCGCCUGGUGGCAUCAAGUCUGACAUGUUCACUCAAAACGCAUGGCACUACAUCCCCGGUGGCACUCCUGAGUGGCCAGCGGAGAAGAUUGAGAACCUCAUGGCGAGCCACUGCCCGCUGGGCAGGUGUGCGGUCCCCGAGGAUGUUGCGAGGGUUGUGGCUUUCCUUGCUUCCGAGGAUGGCGGUUGGGUUAACGGACAGGUGCUUACCAUUUCUGGAGGAUCAUCUCAGUAA
Molecule: messenger RNA, 807 nt
Organism: Bipolaris victoriae FI3
Lineage: Eukaryota; Fungi; Ascomycota; Dothideomycetes; Pleosporales; Pleosporaceae
Exons: 1
Coding region: 1-807 (268 amino acids)
Molecular function (GO): oxidoreductase activity
Source: RefSeq, a predicted model, not a curated record